UGGUACGGUGUUCUCUCUUUUUUUAAAAAAAAGAAAAAGAAAAAGAAAAGAGUAGAGUUAAAGACGACCAUGCAUGAUCCACGUAUAGAAUCGAUGGCCAGAUUUGCCAUUAGAAUACGCAAAUGCAUCUUUUGUUUAAUUUAGAGAGGUUGCAUUGCAUUGUAAGCUACUAGCUAGCUAGUUUGGUGAUUGGCCUUCCAAGUGUGGCAUGUUCCUUCAGAGUUGCACUGCAUGCAGUGGCAUAUAUACAAGUUGUUACGGGUACGCUAGAGAGAACGUACGGACGUGCACGUGCAAAUUCUUUGUAUUGUGUCCAUGUCGCUCUUUGCUGCCAUGCUAGCUUAGCAGAUGCAUACGCUGACCAAUGCAUUAUUCUCUCUCUGCCUGUCUCUCCCAGCUAGCUGCCUGCCUGCCUGCUUCCUAUAUAUACUAGCUAGUGUCCCAACGACCCAUUCAUCACCAUCACGGCACCUCCUCCGAUCGAUUAUAUAUUUGUUGGCAAUCUAGCUAGCUAGCUAGCUAAUUAUUAAUAUAAUAAUGGGCGGCGGCGGCGGCGAUGAUGAUGUGGCCAAGGCGGUGGCGGCGAUGGUGGCGGUGCAGGUGGUCUUCGCCGGCGUCAACAUCUUGUACAAGCUCGCCGUGUCCGACGGCAUGGACAUGAGGGUGCUCGUCGCCUACCGCUACCUCUUCGCCUCCGCCUUCCUAGCGCCGCUUGCAUAUUUCAUCGAGAGGAGGAACCGAACCAAGUUGACGUGGAGAGUGGUGGUGCUGUCUUUCAUCUGCGGCCUCACCGGGGGCUCGCUGACGCAGAACCUGUACAUCGCCGGCAUGAAGCUGACGAGCGCGACGUUCGCCACCGCCACCACCAACCUCAUCCCCGCCGUCACCUUCCUCCUCGCCCUCAUCUUCCGCUACGAGCGCCUCGCCAUCCGCACCAUGUCCGGCCAGGCCAAGCUCGCCGGCACCUUGCUCGGCGUCGCCGGGGCCAUGCUGCUCACCUUGUACAAGGGCGCCGACAUCACGCCGCCCUUGCCCUUCAACACUAAUGGGCUGCACCUGAGCCUGCACCCGCACCCGCACCCGGCCGCCGCCACCAACCGCGUCGUGGGCUCGCUGCUCUGCAUCAGCAGCUGCUGCUUCUAUGCCCUGUGGCUCAUCCUCCAGGCCAAGCUCAGCAAAGAGUACCCCUUCCCCUACUCGAGCACCGCCAUUAUGUGCGCCAUGAGCACCCUGCAGUCCGUCGCCUUCGCGCUCUGCAGCUACGACCGGGGCAUGGACAGCGCGCGGCGGUGGCGCCUCGGCCUCGACGUCAGGCUCCUCUGCGUCGUCUACUCGGGCGUCCUCGCCUCGGGCGUCAUGCUGGUGGUGCUCUCCUGGUGCGUCAAGCGCCGCGGCCCUGUCUUCGCCUCCGUCUUCAACCCGCUCAUGCUGCUGCUGGUGGCCGUGCUCAGCUCGCUGCUCCUCGCCGAGCGCCUGCACCUCGGCAGCGCGCUCGGCGCCGUGCUCAUCGUCGCGGGGCUCUACGCCGUGCUCUGGGGCAAGGGGCGCGACGCCAACCACAAGCAGGCCGCCGACCUCGACGACCUAGCCAAGGUCGCCGAGCUGCCCACCACGGCACCACCUGCAGCUUGCCGCCCAUCGAUACCGAUCAUCAACUAGCCUAGCUAGCUAGUUGCCCGCGGAACGGAUACUCAUCAAUUAGCAAGUUAAGUACUCCUAUAUUGGCAAGACCGCUGGAUCGAGCGAGGUAAGGUAGGGGAUGGAUGGGAUGAACCAGAUAGAAUGCAUGAUACUCCAGACGAUGUCUAUUCUAUUCACAAACAAAUCACAAAUACUAAUUCACAAUGAAUUGAAUUGAUUUUGUAUGA
Panicum virgatum (switchgrass) is the source of this 1868-nucleotide messenger RNA. Its product is annotated as WAT1-related protein At1g25270-like. Bases 538 to 1659 code for a protein of 373 amino acids. The record is from RefSeq and is a predicted model, not a curated record. Gene Ontology annotation, cellular component: plasma membrane. Gene Ontology annotation, molecular function: transmembrane transporter activity. The transcript is spliced from 3 exons. NCBI's taxonomy places the organism in Eukaryota, Viridiplantae, Streptophyta, Magnoliopsida, Poales, Poaceae.